GCGGCAGCCAAUGGGGCGAGGCGUGCGGCGGGCGGGCGGCGAUAUCCGCGGCGCGGCGGCGGCGGCCGGGCAGUGCGGCGGCGGGCGGCGCGCAGCGCGGAGCGGCGGGAGCGCUUGCGGCGCCGGGACCCUCUGUGCGCGGCGCUGCUUGAGAGGCGGGGGCGAGGGGCCGCUGCCUGCCGGCCAUGUCGGGCCGGGGGAAGUCCGGCGGAAAGGCGCGGGCCAAGGCCAAGUCGCGCUCGUCGCGGGCCGGGCUGCAGUUCCCCGUGGGGCGGGUGCACCGGCUGCUGCGGAAGGGUAACUACGCGGAGCGGGUGGGCGCCGGGGCGCCGGUGUACCUGGCGGCCGUGCUGGAGUACCUGUCGGCCGAGAUCCUGGAGCUGGCGGGCAACGCGGCCCGCGACAACAAGAAGACGCGCAUCAUCCCGCGGCACCUGCAGCUCGCCAUCCGCAACGACGAGGAGCUCAACAAGCUGCUGGGCGGCGUGACCAUCGCCCAGGGCGGCGUCCUGCCCAACAUCCAGGCCGUGCUGCUGCCCAAGAAGACGCAGAGCUCCAAGAAGUGAGCGCUGCCCCCCGUCCCCCCGCCCCCAGCUCCCUUCUCGCCGCUGCCUCACCUCUCCUCCCGGCGGGGCUGGGGUUCCCGUCCUGCCCCUCAGCCCUGGCCGGGUGGUGAGCCCUAGCAGCCCCCACCAGCCCUUCACCAGCCCCUCUGGCCUGGGCUGUGGCAGCGUGCGGGGUGAGCAUGGGUGAGGUCAGGCCCUGCUUGUGCCCCCGCUCUGCCUCUCUUCCCUCUGGAAGAAGCGGUUUUGGAGGAGGCAGCUGGAUCGCAGUUGUUGGCAGGGGUGACAUCUGGAGCCGUGUGGUUAGGUCACGGUGCGGAGCUGC
Messenger RNA from Passer domesticus (house sparrow), 888 nucleotides. RefSeq names its product histone H2A type 2-B. Gene Ontology annotation, molecular function: DNA binding; protein heterodimerization activity; structural constituent of chromatin. Gene Ontology annotation, cellular component: nucleosome; chromatin. The record is from RefSeq and is a predicted model, not a curated record. NCBI's taxonomy places the organism in Eukaryota, Metazoa, Chordata, Aves, Passeriformes, Passeridae. Gene Ontology annotation, biological process: heterochromatin formation. Bases 186 to 566 code for a protein of 126 amino acids. The transcript has 2 exons.